Sardina pilchardus (European sardine) is the source of this 1833-nucleotide messenger RNA. RefSeq names its product JunB proto-oncogene, AP-1 transcription factor subunit b (gene junbb). NCBI's taxonomy places the organism in Eukaryota, Metazoa, Chordata, Actinopteri, Clupeiformes, Clupeidae. The transcript has a single exon. Bases 366 to 1349 code for a protein of 327 amino acids. Gene Ontology annotation, molecular function: transcription factor binding; DNA-binding transcription factor activity, RNA polymerase II-specific; RNA polymerase II cis-regulatory region sequence-specific DNA binding. The record is from RefSeq and is a predicted model, not a curated record. Gene Ontology annotation, biological process: regulation of transcription by RNA polymerase II; regulation of cell population proliferation; regulation of cell cycle. Gene Ontology annotation, cellular component: transcription regulator complex.
AGAACGCACAGUAGAGUGAAAGUCUAACAGGCGCUGAACACGUUCUCAGCCUGUCCAACGAGAUUUGUUUUGACAAAGACCGACACAAGAAGUUAUUCAGGACAGUCUAAUACAUCAACUGGGUUCGUUUGUGGUUUUAAUACUAUUUGGACCUUCGUAGCCUGUCAGCGCACGGACUGUCAGCCUGGACCACAACUCACUCUACCUGCAAGGAGACAAUUGACACUGCAGUGAGUGGACAGACCUUAUAGACUUUUCUGUUUGGAAAUCAAUGCACCCUGUCAACGACGGUGUCUUGUUCAUUCAAUAGGUUACUACAUUGACUUUCUAUCGAAGUGUUAAGCGAAUUCAGCAUCAACGACUCUAUGUCUACAAAAAUGGAGCAGCUGUUUUAUCACGACGACUCUUUUCUCUUGUCUUACGGCCAUUCAGAUGCUGCAUUGCACGACUACAAACUGCCAAAGGAGAAUAUGAAUGUCAAUUUCACUGAACCUUAUAGGAACCUAAAACUACGAGCUGACGCGGAACUCUAUCAAGCCUCAAACCAUGACCUCGGUUCGCUCAAGCUCGCCUCUCCGGAACUCGAGAGGUUGAUCAUCCAAAACGGCAACGGUGUUAUCACAACCCCUACCCCGGGCCAGUACCUCUACGGCAGAGGCAUCACCGACGAACAGGAGGGAUUCGCGGAGGGUUUCGUCAAAGCCCUAGACGAUCUUCACAAGAUGAACCAGAUGCCCCCGCCCAACGUGUCUAUUGGAGCCGGUGGUGUGACGACGUGUUCCGCGGCAGCCCCCGUGUUCGGCUCCUCCCUGCAGCCCGAGCCUCCCAUAUACACAACACUCAACACCUAUUGUCCCGGCGGCAGCCUCGCUUCCUCAUCCAGCUAUCCCUCCACAACAAUCAGCUACCUGCCUCCGCACCCUCACCAAAACCACCACCAAGACGCUUCCACGCACGCCUCGCAUACGUUCCCGCACUCUCUUCAAGCAGCUGGACUGCAUCCACAGCGUCUCCUGGCUUUGAAAGAAGAGCCUCAGACCGUGCCUGACAUGCACAGCAGCGACUGCUCACCUCCCAUGUCCCCGAUCGACAUGGAAAACCAGGAAAGGAUAAAGGCGGAGAGGAAGAGGCUGAGGAACCGAUUGGCAGCGACCAAGUGCCGGCGGCGCAAGCUGGAACGCAUCGCCCGAUUGGAGGACAAAGUGAAAGGGCUGAAGUCAGACAACGCUGGACUGUCCAGUACGGCCUCGGUGUUGCGGGAACAAGUCGCCCAACUCAAGCAGAAAGUCCUGAGACAUGUAAGCAGCGGCUGUCAGCUUAUGUUGACAAGCAAAAUGGAGGCGUUUUAGAUGACACAAAAAAGGCCAAGAAGAAUCAACACUGGAGGUAUAAGACUGGUAAAGGCCUACAGAUUUUAGUUGUUCUGACGUCUAUGUCGACAGACCUAAAAUAACCUAUAACGUGGGACUGUGAGAAAUGGUACGUCGGUGCUGCGCGCCGUGAAUGGGACCAUGAUGAGAGGAGCAGCUGUGGCUGUGUAAUGGUCUAGCUGUAGCACAAGAAUGGGACAACGCAUAGGCUACCUCGGAUGAACAAGUGGCGAACCGGUCGGCACAUAUAGCCUAUGUUGAUCAUCUAGUGUGUCUAGAUCAAAUGGGACUAUUUGUAUGUCACAAAUGCAAAUGAUACUGUCAUGCAAUACUGCAUUAUGAAAUGUGUAAAUUAUUUUUGUUCGUCAGGUUGAUCCUGACCAACUUUAACAAUGUCAUAUGUUUACGUUUUUUAUUGAUGUUUGUGCGCUGUUUAUUUAAGUAAAAUUUGACAUAAAACUGA